AUGCUUCAAAAUCCUCUUAUCGUUGUUUGCAGCAGAGGACCUUCUGGUCUCAUCUUCGCUCUCUCUUUAUAUGAAAUUUUUGUUAAGAAGAAUAUCUUGGGAAAAAUUUUCAUUUAUCAUGAACAUUAUAAAACUCAUAAUACUAAAAAUCGACUUUUUUUGGUCAAUGAGGAUGAAUUUUUGCGUCUUCCGCAAAGUGUCCGUAAACACGUAUAUCAAUCAUCGGUCUUUAAAAACAUUUUUUCAGACCAAGAAACUGCGUAUUUUAUGAACGAGUUCGAAGACAAACUUUUGGAAUUGUUUGCAAAACUCAAAUCAAAAGAAAAUAUAAAAUUGUUUCAAGAAAGAUUUGAUCCUUCACGUGUCGAUCGAUAUGACUUGUUGGUUCUCGCAGAUGAGCAUGACAGUUUCCAGUUUGAAAAAGAAGCCAUUUCCAAAUGUUAUGAAUUGGAAAUUAAGUUUCACGUUUCCGAAAAUCAAUUGCAAAGCGGCGAAACGGAAGCCCUAUCAUUACUUCAAACUAGAUACUCGUUGCAAUUCCAACAUGAUAAUCAAAGUUUACUUAAAGUAAAUUUAUCGAAAUCCGAAUACGAAAGUAUUGAAUUUGAUCCGAGUUUGGAUUCGAUAAAGAAUAAUCCUUGGUUCAUGAAUGUCAUAAAAGAUGGAUUUGAAUUCUUUGAAGUUUAUAACUAUGACUUGGUUUCAAUCUCAAAGAACUCUGAUGAUGACUUGAAACUCGAUAUCGCGAUAUCAACGGCAGUUACGUUAGCCGAGAAACUUACCAACGGACAAACUUUAUUAGAAAUUACUCGUGAAAAUCUCGAUAAAUUCUCUAAUGCAAUGAUUAACAUUCGACAAGAUCUUGUUCAACAACUUCUUUUGACAAAUAUGGAGAAUAUUAUUUUCAAGGUUAUUUACGGUAUCAUUGAUAAAUACAACAAAAAGUGUUCAAGUGGACAAGAAAAAAUGAUGUCAUCUGUCGAUUCCUUCAAACUUAUAACCAUUCUAGAUAAAUAUCCACAAUUGUUUGAGAUCGAUCAAACCCCUGAUGAUGAUGUUGUAAAGAUUCUCAAUGAAUUAAGAGAAGAAUAUACCAAGAACAUUCAAAGUUCUACGCCAGAAUUAUUCUUGAAAACACUUGAAAGAAUUCAAUAUGCUAUGAAUUAUUUUACAAUUUUUGAAUCACAUUUGUCUUCUUUCAUCUCAGACAAUGAAUUCAAUAAAGACGAUUGGGUCGAGCUGAAUUCAUCUUUAAUCUUGCGAGACAUUGAUUCUAAUAAUUCUAAUAAGAAAGUUGAAAUAUCGGAUGCAAGUUCUGAAGAUUCUGAUGAAUCAUCCGAUGAAGAAACCCAACAAGAUUUAUCCCUUGAAGAGUUUUUCCAAAUAACUUUUGGUGAUGAAACGAUCAAUUAUGACGCUACCAAUUUUGUAACCGAUGAAUUAAGUGAAGACAUAUUUAUAACCGAAGUGGGACCUUACCUUAAAGAUCAUAAACAAGGAAUCCUUCGAAAUAUAUUUCCAUAUAUCGUAGAUAUAAUAAAUAGGACCAUCCCGUUGCAACGUAUACAAGGUUGCAUUCGACAAAUUUCUGCUUCUGACAAUAUUGAUGAUCCUUCACAAAUAUUAAAGCGGUUGUCCAAUUGUAAAGGAAGGGAUUAUCUUGUAGCUUUCUUGGAUAAGGUUCCUAAAAGUUCACUUACGAAGAUUCUCCUUUCGCUUACUCGAGCAAAUAUUCCCAUUCCAUUAUUAUUUACGAAUAAUUGUGAAUUUAGUCAAAAAGGUUUAAAGGUUUUAAGAGAAAUUCGUAAUUUAGUACUUCGGGAUAAAUAUCAUCUAUUAUUAUCCUUCAAUUUAAGUACAAGCGAAUCUACCACGCCAUUUUCGAAAAGGCUUUAUCCUAUCAUUUGCAAAAACCGUGAGGAUGAUUUAAGUCUUACUUCCGCUGGAUCAAUCGACAUUUCCUUUCAUUCCGCGUCGGAAAAUUAUGGGCGAAAGCCUGUCGCUAUAGCUGAAGUGUAUUUAGAAGAGGACCCUAACCAAAUUUUUCUCAGUUUAAUUAACGGCUUCUCAAAAUUCGCAUUUUACAUGUUUGUACACGUAAAUGAUCAAGAUUUUGAAGGUAACUCGCCUUCUAAUGAAUUAAAACGACUCACCGAAACCAUCUCGCUAGAUUCCAAUGAUUCAAAAAUAUCGGUCAUAUAUUGGAACAGACCAACAAAGAAUGAUCCUUUCAGUAAGCGCAAGAAGAAUAUUAAAAAAUUAUUCAAGUCGCAUCUCAAACCUGAGUGUGUUAAAAUUGAACAAAUUUCUAAUGACAUGAAUCAAUUUCUCGAAGAUAAAAAGGCUGAACUAACGAAAUCAUUAUCACAACCUGAUGCAGGAUUUAUUUAUCCACAUUUGGUUCUUAAAUUAGAAACUUUAGAAAAAAAAUGUUUAAACAUUUGGUUACCUGAAAAUUUAGAAGAAACAUUCGCAUAUUCUAUGAAACAAAAAAAAUUUUCCACACGUUCGGAUUUAUUCCCGGCAACAGAUUUGGAAAAUAAAAUAGAAUCAUUAAAAGAAAAGAAGAACAAAUCUCGACCACAAGAUCAUUCGGAUUAUAUUUCAGAAGAACAAAUUAACAAGAAAAUUCAUCAAUUUAGAAAUGAACAAGUCAAUCUCUACUUUAGCAAACCGAUACCAAUCCUUUUAGAAUUCGCAAAGAUAAUUAAAGAAAAUGAGAUAAUUGAAAUGCGAAAAUUUGCUGGUUUAAUCGAUAAAUUCUUCAAGGACCAUUUGGUCGAGCUUCAAAAAUCAAACGAACAUAAUGAGUAUGCGCACAAUAAGCAAAUGCUUGAAGAAAAUGAUAUAUCUGUUCAUGAUAUUUGGAAGGAAUUUAUUAUAUUAUCAAAUAUAAAAGAAGAAAAGUAUAAGAAGACGACUGUAUUGGAAAAAUUAUAUGAUGUUGCACCGCAAAAGUUAUCCGAGGCAUUUACAACGUGGAUCAUUGAGGGGGAGCCUAUUCAGAUACUUGAUGGAAUAUCUUUAAAACCACUUCCUACAAAUUUUUUAUCAUAUACAUUAUGCAACAUCAUGUCCAAUACAAGUCGAAAGCUAAUAAUAAUUUCAAUAAUUGGAUUUGAAAGUUCCGGAAAAUCGACUCUUUUAAAUUAUUUAUUCCAAUGUAGUUUUGCUACAUCAGCAACACGAUGCACAAAGGGAUUGUAUCUAAGUUAUCGAAAUACAACUUUUGAUGAUAAUCCGAUUGAUCUUUUAAUCCUUGAUUCCGAGGGAAUGAAUUCAACUGCGCAAAAAUACAUUACAACCCGAAACGAUUUCGAUAAAAAGUUUACAUUAUUUGCCUUGAUGUGUUCUCAUAUCAUAAUAAUUAAUACCAAAGGAUUGACUAGAGACAUUGGUGAUAUUUUAGAAGUGUCUUCAUGGCAUUUGGAUGGGUUAAGAAAUAGAAAAUCCAAACCACGACUUCACUUUGUACUUCGGGACAUGAAUAAUAACGCUAAAGAUUUUCAACCAUUUCAAGAUAUUGUUAAUAGCCUAAAGAAAAUGUUUCAACAAAUUCCUGGAUGUGUGGAAUCUUUGGAGGAUUUUAUGACUAUACAAGAAGAGGAUAUUCAUCUAUUAACAAGUGCAUUUCAUUCUUAUUCCGAUGAUUUUUGUCCAACAACCGGUAGAAUUAAUGAAAGAUAUAAUAUAAAUGUGCCAGCCGAAACGUUUUCCAAUAAAACUUCUAUUUUGCGACAUUCUCUCUUAAAUUCUGCUACAUCUCAAAAUGCUAAUUUUAAUAUAUUCAACAAUAUCCAAGGUUUUAUACCGUACAUGAAAACGGUUUGGGAUAAUAUUGGUAUACAUGGAAAUUUUUUGCACUUUGAAGACUUUAAAUCAAUAAAUGCAUGGCAUCAAAUGCGUUACUUGGUUAAUGAAAUCAAAGGAAUCGAUUUAAAAGAAUUUAGACAUCAAGCGAAAGAUAAAAUUAAUGAAAAUGUCGAAAGGUUAGAGGUAGAUCAUUCCAAAUGGGUUGAAGUUGAAACCAACGUACGAAAAGAUUUAGAUGAGCUUCAAGAUGAGUACAACAAAAUAUGUAUGAAAAAAUAUGAUUCCAAAUUGCAAAAUCAAUUUGACCUUCACAUAUUUAAUGAAGGUAAAAGACUCAUUUAUAAUAUGAUCGCAGAAGAAAGGAUGGAAUGUGACACGUUAUGGUUAAUAUCAGCUUGCGAAUAUAAGGAUUCUUGGUUAUCAGAUUGUGCGAUCAAAAAAGUUGGGAAUAAAAUUGAAAAGCUCAUAGGAAAUAGUCAUUUAAAUGAUUUAAAAUUGAUAAAAUAUGAUGAGAUUUUUGAAGAAAUUUGGAAUGAAGUUGAACACGAUAAAAUGAUAUUUGAUCAAGAUAUGAUAUUGACUUUGGAAGAUCUUAAACCUUUCAUCUCAAAAACUUUCAAUAAUGCCAUCGAAGAAUGUUAUACAAAGGUCUGUCAAAAUACCGAGAACAAAGAACAAGUAAAAUUUAAAAGAAAUUUCUUUAAAAUUCUCAAAAAACCCGCGACAUUUGAGGAAAGUAUUCGAAUGAAUCAGUUUACCAUAAAAGAAGCGUUUGAAAUUGAAAAUAUUGCAGAGGAUCCUGACACGAAUAACAAUGUGCUUAAAAAUAAAUUUAAUAAAUUUAAACGGAAUUUGAUUGGCUUUACAAGUAAUAAAACAAAUACGAAGAUAGAUUAUAAGGCCACAGCAUCCAUAAAAACAGAAAUCGCAAAGAAUAUACUCGAUAAAUUUAAUAAGGUCAUCAAAAAGAUUAAAACUGAAUUAGCAGAUAAUAAUUCUCUGCGAAUUGAUUCAACGCAAGCAGUAAAAUGUUUAGAAACGUUAUGUAAUUUUUUCUUCGAUAUUACCAACGAUGAACAUAAUGGAACUUUCAUCACAUUUAAAGAUGAUGAUUUUAAUAUCUUUGAGAAAUAUUCAAGGAUAGAAGUUUUCCAAAGUUUAUCAAAUAAUAUUGAUAAGUGGAAUGAUAAACAACAGAAAAAUCUAGAAGGCUUAAGACAAAAUCUAAUCAUAUCAUUUGAAAAAAUUUUAUCUUAUCAAUCCGGGGAAAAUAUUUCAAAAGAAUUUACCAAAUAUAUUGUACAAGCGAUAAGACCAAAGGUUGACAAGAUAGAAAAUGAUAUCACCCAAAGAUGUAAAGAAUAUAUUAAAAAAAGUUGGAAUGAUACCCGUACUGCAACAACAAAUGCUUUUGACAUGAGUUUUGGAAAGUUGGAUUUGGCAGCUGUGAACCAAUAUCUGAACGAUCCAACCCAAUACAUGUUAAACUUAAUGAAAAUGGAAUUUAUGGUAUUUUCAGAUGUGAUUAUUUAUGAUAAAUUGCAAGAAGUCGAUGAAACGAUUAGAUAUACACAUGAAACUCUCUUAAAUGACUUGAAAGAGUGGAUGGGGCUAUUUGAUGAGAACAAACAUUAUGAUGAAUUUAAACUAAGUUAUCUUCUUACUUAUUUAUCAGGGAACUCCCAUGAUCAUGAAGAAUUAACAAAUACCUUGUUUAUGAAAUAUGGGAUCGUUUUGAAGCAGAAGACAAGCUCACAUGAUUUUUCCAAGAUUCUAAAAGAUGUUACUCACCUUUUGAACAGUUGCAUUGUGCAAUAUCCAGUUUACUUUUUUAAUACACUUUUUAACGAAUUGAAAGAAGAAUUUCAAAAGCUUUAUAGAGAUUGGAAUGAUCAAGAGAGAGAGAAAGUACAAAAAAUAUUGGAAAGUACAGUGAUAGGACUAAGUGAAAAUCUUGUGGAUAAGAUUGGGUGCAAAGAAAGGUGUCCAUUUUGUUCUUCAAAAUGUGAAUUACCCAACGAUGGACAUGAAAAACAUCAUGUCACCAAUCAUUUAUUUCCAGCUUUCUAUGGUGUUUGUUCGGAACAUUACCGUCAUCCGAUUUUAUUUUCAUGUACCGAAGGUGCGGUGCAUGAAAAUGUAUGGGGUUACGCUUAUCUUGGUCCAGAAUUAUAUUCGUUGGAUGGAUUUUUGAAAAAAUUUCAUCCGGAAUGGCAUUUAUUUCAACGUUCUGCGCCAACCGAUGAAAAUAUUGUAAAAAUGCGUGCUGUUUGGUGGAAAUUAAGACAAACCUUAUGUUUAAGAAAUAAAAUGAUUGAUAAUACUGAUCCAUCAUGGGGAUCCUUGUACGGAAGUCUCAUCCCCGAAUAA
Molecule: messenger RNA, 6183 nt
Organism: Funneliformis caledonium
Lineage: Eukaryota; Fungi; Glomeromycota; Glomeromycetes; Glomerales; Glomeraceae
Source: the annotation of a GenBank genome assembly